UUGAUGUGAAGAAAAUUUAUUUGAGAAAGUUUUCUCUUGGGUUUUUUGUGAUGAAAGGUGUGAGAAAAUGUGAUUGCGAGUUUGUGAAAAUGUGAAAAAGAUGUCCCAGUGUUGAUUUCCUGUCGAGGGAAAGCCACAAUAUACGUGAAUCAUUCCGAAAAUUGGUGUUUUUCCAACCAUCAUUACAUUUUGAGCUCUCGCAACUAUACUUUCUCACUUGUAUAUGAACAUAGUUCCACCACCAGAGAGCUUAGAGCGGCAUUUGCUUUCUUCCUCCCACAUAGACAAAUCCACAACAAAAUGAACAUAAUGCGGAAGCUACGGAGUGGGGCUGUUGCCAGCGACAGCAGCUCCGGGGAAUUGUCUCUUGAAUCCUCCUCCCACACCGAAUUGGGGCUUAUGCACCUCAAGAAGCUCUUCAAUGAGUACACCCACCCCAAGGAGCCGCUAAGUGAGACAGAACGCGACUAUAAGCUGUACAACAUGCUGCCGCUUUUUUGCAAAGUGUUCGGUUCAACAAAUAGCGCUGAUAUGAAUGAGCAAUUCUGGGAUAUUCUGGCCUUUGCACAGCAAGUUUCACGCCUGAUGGUGUCUGAAAUUCGUCGAAGGGCUUCGAAUCAGAGCACCGAGGCGGCGUCCAUUGCAAUCGUGAAGUUCUUUGAGAUUGAAAAUAGUGAGGAGUCAAGCAAUGGAUGGAUGUUGCUGUCGGCAAUAAAUUUACUCGCUGUGGGGGAUGCUUCGCUCAUUCAGGUCAUGACAACAGCUUCAGUACCGUCGACACUUGUCAAGUGUCUCUAUUUGUUCUUUGAUCUGCCCGAGAUCCCCGAAGAGGUGGCCGAUCGUGAUGAUGGGAGUGAAUUUACGCCACGCGAAAGACGAAUUUUGCUGCAAAAAAUCUUCGUGCAGGUCCUCGUGAAACUCUGCUCGUACCCAUAUCCAGCUGAAGAACUCGCACGUAUGGAUGAUCUCACACUCCUCUUCUCAGCCAUUACAUCCCAAUGUCCGGCACACAAUGUUAUGUGGAGGAAAUCAGCAGCAGAAGUCCUCACAACGCUCUCAAGGCAUGGGCUAACGGUACCAGUUGUCUCCUACAUUCACUCAAAAGGAUGCGUUGCUUUGUGCAUUGAUAACAUGCAGAGGGUGCCACAAUUGACACCAUUGGAGGUUGUUGAGAUGCUUGUGGCUGUUUUCUGCUUCCUCAAGGAUUCAAGUGAAGUUUCUGAGAUUCUCUUGGAUGACUUUCGUGCAUGCCAAGGCUACAGUUUCCUCGCGGAUUUCCUUAUCAAGCUCGAUAGUGAGCGUCAGAUGAAUACGGAAGCUCAAGCAGCUAUACGGAAUCUCGUUCUAAUGAUUGCCUCACUCUGUAUGUGUGGCUACAAAGAAUUACGCCCAAAUAUCAAUCAAUCGGGCUCUCUGUUUCAAAUGCAGGGCUUUACAAUGCCCCAAACAUCCUCACGUGGCACGUGUAUACGCAACGUUCAUGCAUUCCAAGUACUCCAGACGAUUUUCCUCAAAUCCAACUCAACGCCACUCUGCUGCAAUAUUCUCGAUGCAAUUUCAAGUGUGUACCAUUCGGAUAAUGCCAAUUACUUCAUUCUCGAAUCCCAGAAUACGCUGUGUCAAUUCACGGAGAAGAUUCAUGCAAAAAGUCAGGAGAUUCAGGAGAAAUUCUUCGAAUUGUUGGAAUUUAUUGUGUUCCAAUUGAACUUUGUACCGUGCAAAGAAUUGAUAUCAAUGUCAAUUUUGCUAAAGAGCAACCUCUCAAUUGAUUGUAGUAUCACCUGUAUGAAGACACUGCUCAAUAUUCUCAAACACAACAACGUCUUCAAGGAUGCUUACCGUGAGGUGGGAAUCCUGGAGGUAUUUGUGGCCUGCCUGCAGCGCUAUGAGACAUUCCUCAUGAAGUACAUUGGGGAGCAUGGGAAGAGUGUUGAGGAUGAUUUACGCGUGGAAUUGGAGGGGAAUCAGAGUGAGAAUCUCGGACGGAUGAUCAUGAAUGCCCUGACAAUGCUCCUCAAUGCCAACAAUGCGAAUGCAAAUGUUUUCCGGGAGAGCGGAGGGGCUAAAUGUGUGCACGAUAUGGUUAAAUUUGGGCACUGUCGUGAAGCUGUUUUGGGGAUUGUGCGGGAGUUAAUUUUGUCAGCUGGUGGUGAUGAUGAUAUGCUAUUUAUUCUCAGUACAAUGCAUUCGGCGCCAUCGUGUAAGAUUCAGCUGAAGAUACAAAUUCUAAAAAUUCUCCUUGGUUGCCUCCGUGAUAGCCAUAGGACACGAACAAUCUUCCGGAAGGUUGGGGGCUUUGUCUAUGUGACGAGUGUUUUUGUCUCCCUCGAUCGGGUAUUGGGGAAUGUUGUGAAGCAGGAGGUUGUAAAUGAGGGAGAUGCAACAGAGGGGAGUAUUGAUUUUUGUACACUCCUCCAACUACUCAACAUUGUCUGCCAAACUCUGGCCACGGCGAUGCGUUUUGAGCCGGCAAAUGCAAAAUUCUUCCAUCAGGAAAUCUGCAGUACGUCCUUUUGUGACACAUUGCGCCUCCUGGGGUGCUUCGGGACGCGCACACAGUUGGAGACACUCACGGAAAUUCCGGGGAAUCUCGAAGAGUAUCAAGCGUACUUCCACACAAUCUUCAUUGGGAAUGUGUUGGAACCGGAAGUGAGGGAAGAUAUUCCACUUUCACUCAUCCUGGCAUGCCUAAUUUAUCGCUUGCUGUACGAUAUUGCCAUUGAUAACUUUGAUAAGCCCAAUUUGAGUGGAGUAAUGGGGAUUCUGGCACAGAGUGGGCAGCAAAAGGUGGCGAAAGUUGUGGCAAAAUCCGGUGAUAUUCGCAGUUCGAUACAGAGUUUGAAUCUCAGUCAGCAACCACCGGAACCGCUGAUUGUGCAUCCGGGUGUCGUUAUGUGUAUGCUGCAGCUACUUCCGUCAAUUGAAUGCGAUGGGCACGAGGAGGUGAGUUAUGCCCUGCAAACGUACACGGCUGAGGUGAUAAAGAGUCUCGUGCGGAGUGAGAGGAAUCAGCAGAUUAUGUGUGAGGCCGGUCUUGCGGGGCAGCUGCUCAAGCUCGGCUCAAAUCCCCUCAAUGAUGAGCAGAAUCUUCUGCAUAUUCCUCUUCAGUAUGUGUUGGAGCGUUUAGCAGCACAAGCACUGCAACCGGCAGAGCUGAGGGCUUUCCUGAGGUUGGGUAAUCCACUUUAUUGCCUCAGUCCGGACUUUCAGGCACCCUACCGUCCGGGAGGUUCUGUCCCCCUGACGAGGAUUAAGACUCUCGUCUCAAUGACAACCCCGAGGGAUUUUCGUGCUCAUGGCUCGUGCACAUUGCCGCCAUUUAUUGAAAUGGAUAUGUCCUCUGAGGGCUUUGCGAGUAUCUUCCUGCCCAGUAUUGCUCCUCAAGCCCCAAAUAUUGGUGGGAAUAUCGAUACGAAUACAAUUGGUGGCAUUGGAGCGGGUGACAGGAUAUUCCCCCCACAGUCUGGACUAUCCUACUCCACGUGGUUCUGUGUGGAUAAAUUCUCAGAUCCACGUACGGAUCCACACUGUGUGCGCCUCCUCACGCUCGUGCGAACGGUUAACAAUGUCCGGGAGGAUAAUCUCGUGUGCUUGACGCUUCUUCUUUCGGCACGAGAUAAGGCAAUAAUUGUGUCAACGCAGGAAACAAUCGUUCCACCCAAUGCUGGGGAAUGGGAGCCCGAUGGAACGGGUGAUAGUGGAGCGAGAAUUUGGUGUCCGGAUCUCCUGCACGAGGGGCAAUGGCAUCAUCUUGUUGUCGUCCUGAAUCGUGCUGUGCUGAAGAAUUCGAGUUUCUCCCUCUUCCUCGAUGGGCAGCACAUGCAUACGCAGAAAUUGCAUUUUAUCUCCCAAAAUCCCGGCGCGGGAGCUGCUAAUCUCACUGUUGCCACGUCUGUUUAUGCCUUCAUUGGGACCCCACCAGCAUGGAGGAGGUAUUCACGCCUCUGCUGGAAGCAGGGUGUUUGUCAUCUCAUUGAGGAUGUCAUUAGUCCGCAAAUGGUGGUGACAAUCUUCAAUUUAGGGCCCCACUACAUGGGUUCGUUGCAGGCACCACAGGUCCGGAAGCAAAUGGAACCCCUUGGGCCGCUCAUCCCGGAGGAAAGGGUGAUGUUUGGGCUGAAUGCCAAAGCAAUCUCGCAGCUAACUCUGGCAAAGAUACGCAAAGUCUACAGCAGGGCGGAUAAUAAGACAAUAGCAAAGCAACUGGGGAUGAGUUCGCAUGAGAAUGCCACUCCCAUAAGGAUUCUUCACAAUUCCGCUGGACACUUGGCGGGUCCUGCGAGAUCCUUGGGGGGUGUUUUGGUGGGAUAUCUCGGGGUGAGGGUAUUCAGUCCGCAUCCAGUGUCGGCAAUGAUUGAAACAGUUGGUGGCUGUAGUAUCCUGUUGGGGAUAAUUGGAAUGGCUCAGGAUGUUGAGAGUCUCUACGCUGGGGUGAAGGCCCUGACGUGUGUUGUGCGCAGCAAUAGGGCGACACAGAGUGAGAUGGACAGGAAGCGGGGAUACCAAACACUCGGGAUGUUCUUUAAGAAGAAGAAAAACCUCCUAAAUUCCCACAUUCUCCAUUUGACCUUCAGCCUCGUGGGAACGGUGAAUAGUGGGCAGGAAACAUCGGCAAUCCCCAAUGUGACGGCUUUUCAGGAUUUACUGUGUGAUCUGGAGGUGUGGCAGGGAAGCCCCAAUGGUUUGCUGCGUUCCCUUCUUGAGCAUCUUGUGCAGCUGGCAUCGGAAUCGAGUGAAAAGCGAACAAAUAUCAAGAUAAUGCGGGAUUUGCAGCUUGUCAUGAAGCUCCUGCAUAUAAUCUUUGACAUUCACGAUGAACCAACAACGGAGAUUCUCUUUUCGCUUCUUUCCAUCCUUCUCGGGGGGCAGCCAAGGCAUGCAGAUCUCCUACUCUUUGGGCAAUUUAUUGCAGCGAGAUUGCCGGUGGAUGAUGCGGAAAGGAAUAUUGUUUUGGGCAAUGGGGGAGAUCAGAGAGCUGGACAGAAGGACAAUAUGCGGAAUCUUGUGGUGCGCAAUCGUUGCUUCACAAUGCUCCAUUCACUCCUUUUCACGGCAAGAAAUACCGUGAAUACAAUCAUCUGUGAUGAUAUUUCCAAGGUUCUCGGACUCGAUUGGUUGCUCCUGUUUAUGCAGCCACAAAUUCACCCGACAACAGUUGUUUGGGCAAUGCGAAUUCUUAUUGUGCUGUGUGCUAAUGAGACAAUAAUUGCGCGCUUCCGCGAUGGCUCACACAAUGGUGGCUACCUUCGGCAUACGGAUAUUGUGUCACAGAAUAAGAGUAUGUCAGUUCUGGCAUCAACACAGCUGUCCACAUCAUCCCCCGUCAAUACAAGCUCAAUGAUUCAACCAGGAAUGAUCUUACCCACGCAGUUGGCGACAGAAGUGAAAACUGGGGUGCUUCAUGUACCGGGAUUUCAGUACCUUGAAUGGCUUUUGCCGUCGCAUUUGGAAAUCCCCGAGCUCUACUUCCUCCUCAUUGCCCUGAUUAUGGGACAACCCGUCAAGGGGCUGGCGUCGGAUCACAAAAAUCUCGAUUUAGACAAAGUUUGGGCUUUCCUCUGGGGUGGAACAGUCACACAGACAUCCAUUGGGUCGAUUGGACCGAAAGUAAAUCUCUGCCCCGAAGGUGUUUGUGUCCUCCUGACAAUGGUGCGACGGAUUGUGCACACAGACACAGCACUUGAGUGGCUGAAGAGUCAUCCUGUGACAAUAAUUCAAGUAAUGUUCUCCCUGUAUCACAAUCUUCCGGAUUUCAUGCCGGUUAUCAUGUCCGGGGAUGUGAUUAAUGCCCUGUCGGCCAUACUCUUUCCCGAGGGGAAAUUUGAUGCGGAAUCCGGGCCAAAUAGCCCAACGGAGGAGCAAUUGUGUUGCGUUGUGAUUCCCCCAACGCAGGAGAGCGCCCUGACGAAACAUCCCGCACGGAAGUUCAUCAUUGACUUCCUCCGGGUGAUCAUUGUGGAUUCAAUGAGUCUUUCGGCAACGGGGAAGGCAUCACCCGUUGUUGAUCUUGUCUUGGACUCAUCACCCGAAUCGAGUGAUCUCACGCAGCAAAUUGAAUUUCAAACGGAAAUCAUUUCAGCUCUAAUUGAUCAUCUUCUUGCUGCGGAUGUUCUUGUGGGUGAGCAAGCAGCCCUACCGAUUGUUCCGCUCCUUCAGAGUCACAUUCAGAAUGUUGUUCCCAAUGUUUUCUACGUCACAGCGAGGAUUGUGGAUAAAUUGUGGCAGGGAUGCCUCAAUAAGGAUCCCCAUGAGGUGUUUGAUUUCAUCGUUAAACUCAUUGGGCAGGCAAAGAGGCGAUCAUCAUCCCUGUCGCUCGAGCAGCUCCAUCAUUCGCUUAAUCGGACAAUUCUCUACCUACUUUCACGGCCUACGGAAUCCGUUGCGGAUCAAAUGGCCGUCCUGGAGGCACUACAUAAGUUAACGACUAAUCGUCUCCUAAUUUUUGGUGCUGGAAAUCAUGAAUUGGAUUUCAUUGGUUGCCUAACGUACUGCCUGCUGCAGCUGACGUCUGACAUGAAGAUCCUCUUGGAUCAGAAUACAGCUGCACGUACGACAACGUGGCACGUUAAUCCGACAAAUGAGAUGAUUGAAUCCCGCGAUGAUUUCCUCAAUCAGCAUCAGGGGAAGAAUUUAAUUGCCGGAGCGGCUUUUCGUGUCUGGGAAGAGCUGUAUGUGUGCAAGAAGCCAGCAAUUGAGGAAGUCUUCAAGAUUACACUCACACCACCAGCUAAUAAUGCCAAAGCACCCGACCUGACCGUAACAAGGGAACAAAUUCUCGAGGCAGCUACAAAACUCUGGUUCAACUACGUUGAGAGUGAGCGGAAGGCAACAUAUCGCGUUCCCUGGGAGUUUCACAAUCAAAUCCAGUCGAAAAUCCAAAAGGUCACCGGUGGUUUGACGCGACUUGCAAGCCGAACGAAGGUCAAGAAGGAAGACUACGUGAGGACAAAGAGUCAACUCACAAAGACCAAAGCAUUCCAAUGGACAGCAGUUAAUGUGGGACUGGUUAGAGAUCUCUGGGAUAUUAGGUAUGCACAGCACAAUCAGAUGAUGCAGCACAUCCGGCGGUAUGUCUAUCAGGAAUGGAUUCAAUCGGAGACAGAAUUAACGCGUGAACGUGGGCUUUGGGGUCCAGUGAGUGGAACACUGCUGGAGAAAUGGAUUUUAGAUUCAACUGAGGGGCCACACAGGAUGCGCAAGAAGACAAUGCGAAAUGAUGUGUUCUACUUUCACUACCCAUAUCGCCCGGAGUUGGAGCUACCUGACAAUCGUCAAUUAAAAUACAAAGUUGCCACGAGUUUCGAUAGUAAGUUGUAUUCGCAGUACUGCCAGCAGACCCCGCGUGUUCUGUGUGAGAUGGAUUCCCUGUUUGAGGGGCACAAGGUGGAUAAUCAGCUUUCCGUUGAGGCAGCACCGGUACUCGAGAGGACACACAGUGAACCCGGUGAGGAUGUUGAUGAGGAGGAGGAGGAAGUGUCGCAUGUGUCGGACAAUCAGACACUUUUGCGAAUGCUUGAGGAGCAAGAGAAGAUCUCCCACAUGUUUCGUUGCGCCCGGAUUCAGGGCUUGGACACGACGGAGGGAUUGCUGCUGUUUGGCAAGGAGCACUGUUACAUUGUUGAUGGGUUUACAUUGCUUAAGAAUCGCGAAAUCAGAGAUAUUGAUUCCAUUCCCAUUAGAGCGUAUGAUCCCAUUCUUCCCAAUCCCGGAAGCCCUCGGAGAUCUCAGACAAUCAGGCAAUGCUCAAAGUUCUCCUACGAGGAUAUUCGGGAAGUUCACAAGCGUCGGUAUCUUCUGCAACCCAUUGCGUUGGAAGUUUUCUCGGGGGAUGGACGAAAUUACUUGCUGAGCUUCCCACGGAAGGUGCGCAAUAAGGUGUAUCAGAGAUUCAUGUCAACGGCCACGUCAAUUGCGGAUAGUGCUCAACAAUCCGUGGCGGGGCAAAAGAGAACGGCAAGUGUGGAGCAAACUUCGGGGAUUUUUAGUAGUCUCAUUGGUGAGACGUCCGUUACUCAGCGCUGGGUACGCGGGGAGAUAUCAAAUUUUCAGUAUUUAAUGCAUUUAAAUACCCUCGCGGGACGUUCGUACAAUGAUCUCAUGCAGUAUCCCGUUUUCCCGUGGAUCCUUGCUGACUACGAGUCCGACGAGGUGGACUUUGCGAAUCCAGCUUCAUUUAGAGACUUCUCAAAGCCAAUGGGGGCACAAUCGGGGGAGCGUUUGGAGCAAUUUCAGAAGCGCUACAAGGAAUGGGAUGACCCUCAAGGGGAGACACCACCCUACCACUAUGGGACACAUUAUAGUUCAGCAAUGAUUGUCUGCAGCUACCUCGUUCGUUUGGAGCCCUUCACGCAGCACUUUUUGCGCCUCCAGGGAGGGCAUUUUGAUCUUGCCGAUCGAAUGUUUCACAGCGUCAAGGAAGCCUGGUUGUCAGCGUCAAAGUACAACAUGGCCGAUGUGAAGGAACUCAUCCCCGAGUUCUUCUACCUCCCAGAAUUCUUGGCGAAUGCAAAUAACUUUGAUUUGGGGACAAAACAAAAUGGAGAAUCUCUCGGUGAUAUUAUUCUACCGCCAUGGGCAAAGGAUGAUCCGCGGGAAUUUAUUCGGGUGCACAGGCAAGCCCUUGAGUGUGACUAUGUGAGUCAGAAUCUUCAUCAGUGGAUUGAUCUUAUCUUCGGGUACAAACAACAAGGACCAGCAGCUGUGGAUGCCGUCAAUGUGUUUCAUCAUCUGUUCUACGAAGGAAAUGUUGAUAUUUACAACAUUGAUGAUCCACUGAAGAAGAAUGCAACAAUUGGCUUUAUCAACAACUUUGGUCAGAUCCCGAAGCAACUUUUCAAGAAACCACAUCCAAGCAAAAAAAUGUCCAUUACAAAGCACGGUGGAAUUGAUCCGAAUAACCUUCUACCGGGUAGUACUGCACUCCAGUCGGAUAAACUAUUCUUCCACAAUUUGGACAAUUUAAAGCCAAGUUUGCAACCAAUAAAGGAGCUCAAAGGGCCCGUUGGGCAAAUUAUUCAACCAGAUAAGACUGUUCUAGCUGUUGAACAGAAUAAGGUUCUUAUGCCACCUUCGUAUACAAAGUACAUUGCUUGGGGCUUUGCUGAUCAUUCUCUCCGUAUUGGGAUCUAUGAGUCAGAUCGUGUGCUCUUUGUGUGCGAAACAGUUGCACAGAACUUUGGGGAAAUUCUAACGUGCGCCUGUCCCAAUGCCAGGACUAUCAUAACGGCUGGAACGAGUUCGGUUGUAACAGUUUGGGAAUUUGAUUCGCGGAAGAAGAUGUUGGCACUCAAGCAAUCUCUUCAUGGGCACACGGAUGCCAUUACAUGCUUAGCAGCUAGUCCGGCAUUUAAUGUGAUUGUUUCCGGAUCACGCGAUGGGACGGCAAUUGUAUGGGAUAUGGCCAGGUAUACGUUUGUGCGUCAAUUGAGGGAUCAUGUUGGAGUUGUAGCUGCUGUUUGUGUCAAUGAGCUCACGGGCGAUAUUGCAACAUGUUCAGCCACAUGGCUCUACAUUUGGUCCAUCAAUGGGCAUGCUCUGGCCAAUGUGAAUACAAGCAUUGGGAGUAUUGAUCGUAUGCAGCAAAUUCUCUGUGUUGCCUUCUCGUCGAAACGUGAAUGGGAUCAGCAGAAUGUGAUAAUAACUGGAUCAACUGAUGGUGUUGUUAGGAUGUGGUCAAUGGAAUACGUUCAAAUCCCCAUUGAGGAGAAGGAAAAGAAGGCAACAGCAGCAGCAGCAGCAACAACAGCUGCUGAAGUGAAGGCAGCAAAAAGACAAAAAGAAAAUACGAAUCUCAUCAAGCAAAUUAGUGGAGAAUGUAGUGCUGGUGGAGGUGGGGGGAUUGAUAAGUCCCCAAGUGAAAGUAGCAUAUCCGAAGCAUGCGACAGUGUGAAGGAGACAUCAAAACGCUUCGAGACGGAGAAGGAGGAUUGCAGUGAGAAUGAUGAGACACCGAGUCUCAGAGAUGAUGAACCACCAAUUCCACCCGUGAGGAAGAAGCAUAGCAUCUCAGCUGCAAAAUCCCUCCAUGAAUUUCGCGAUGAAGAUCCCGAUUUGGCGGCAGAUCACAAAAUUGAAAUUUCAGCAAAGAAUGGUGAUAGUGGUGAAGAACAAUCCCGUGGGAUACGUCCCAGUAAAUCAGAGACAAGUAUUACGGGAUCCUUUGUGGUGAUUGAAAAUGAAACGGCAAAGAAAUCAACUCAAAAUACUCUUAGAACAGGCUUUAAAUGGCAACGGCAAUUACUAUUUCGCUCGAAAUUAACCAUGCAUACGGCUUACGAUCGCAAGGAUAAUGCCGAACCGGCAAGUAUAACGUCCCUUGCAGUCUCGAAGGAUCACAGGACGCUCUAUGUGGGUGAUGCACGUGGGAGGCUGUUUUCGUGGAGUGUGUGCGAACAACCGGGACGCAGUAUGGCGGAUCAUUGGCUGAAAGACGAAGGGGCAGAUCAGUGUAUCAACUGUAGUGUUCGAUUCACCCUGUACGAACGGAAGCAUCACUGCAGGAACUGCGGGCAGGUUUUCUGCAAUAAAUGCAGUCGUUUUGAGUCUGAAAUCUCACGAUUGCGCAUCCUGAAGCCCGUACGUGUCUGCCAGACUUGCUAUACAUCCCUCAGGCAGGCCAAUGAGGCUGCCACGUAGACACAACACAGAGGACAAAGGUCUGGGCGAUCUUUCCCCCUUGAAAUUAAGUUGCAAUGUUAGAUAAAAAAAAAAUAGUGAUGAAACCAAAAGUAUUUAUACUGUGUAAAGUGAAAUUUUAAACUCACCAAUUGUGCGAGUAUUACAAGACACAGAGAGAUGGAGAAGAAAGAAAAAAAAAACAGAUAAAAAAUUCAUGACUAGAAACAGAAAAGAUAAGAAAUUGUGUAAAAGAGCAAGAGAAAAAAAAUAAUUGUGUACAAUGUAGAUUGAGAAAAGUAUUUAGAAGAAACUUAAAAAAAAAUUGUAGAAAAUGCAUGUAAUUUUCUGUUUUUAGACAAAAUGUGCGUAAAGCGCAAAAAGAGCGAUAUUUAGGCAAAAAUCUAUCAAAUAUAGGCCCUCCUCCCGAGCCAACCCCCUUAUAACUUCUUCAAAAGCAGUCUCAUGUAAAAUCCUCAUCACUCUCUGUAGCUAAAAAAAAAAUGAGAAUAAUUUAUUUCUUUUGUGAUUUUUUUUAUUUUACAAAAAUGUGGUAUAUAUACAAGGAUGUCGAAGGUGAAGAAGAAACACAAUAAAUUGACAAAUAUCUAUACAAGAAAAAAA
Lutzomyia longipalpis is the source of this 11238-nucleotide messenger RNA. RefSeq names its product WD repeat and FYVE domain-containing protein 3 (gene bchs). The transcript has 14 exons. Lineage: Eukaryota; Metazoa; Arthropoda; Insecta; Diptera; Psychodidae. The coding region runs from base 301 to 10635 and encodes 3444 amino acids. The record is from RefSeq and is a predicted model, not a curated record. Gene Ontology annotation, molecular function: metal ion binding; protein binding.